CACAGAUUGAGAUUUCUCAGCACAUCGGUUAAUGGAGAUGUUUCAAUUAUUACUAACUAUUAGCAUUAGUUUCAUUUUUACAAAGUUGUGUACGAAGUGGGUUUAUUUUUUGCCGUCAAUAAUAAUAUUAUAAAGAAUUGACACAAGAUAUACUUUGAAAUAGCCUGAAAGUUUUAUUCCAUAAUUUUUGGUAAAAUGGUUCAAUUGGAAUUGAAUUUGAAAGAAGACGUUUUUAGGUUUGCUAGUGUUAAGCAUAUUGAUGUUUUUGUUUCUUCAAACAUUGUUAGAGAACAAGAACCCAGACUUGCAUUUGGAAACUAUUCAUAUAGUGAUCAUGCAAAUACCGUUUUAAAAAUUAACCUAAAAACUUCUUUGGGUUUUAAUAAUGAAAUGCUUGAAAAGCUGAAAUUAAACACUAGAAAAAGUGAGAAGUUUGCAGAAGCAGUCUUUUAUCAAAAUUAUGAACUAGUUGGUGUCAUUAACUUUUCACCAGAAAAGUUAAAUGGAGGCCUGCCACUGCCAGAUGCCUUAAAGAAACUGUCCUCACCCAUUGUAUCCAUAGUUACCGGAGAAAGAAGCAAAAAUCCUAUGAUUUAUAAAGUGUGGUAUAGAAAUCAGCCAGUUCAGGAAUCGGUGGUAAAUACUGUACUUAUAAUUUAUGAUUUGCAGAAACUUGAGCUUUCAGAGUUGAUUAGGAAACAAUUCGUAAAUGAUACAACUUAUGAAGAAGGCCACAGAGGUUUUGUUGCUUUUUUGCUGAUGAAAAACAAUAAUGUCAUUAAUGAGAAGAGCAAGAAAAUGCCCAUAGCAAAACGUAGAACUAGUACUACUGCUAUUAGUAGUAGUAGUACUUUGCUGAGAUCUGAGUGGAGAACAGUUGCAGAAUUUUUAUUUGUGUGUAUUAAGUCAUCUGUAGCAAAUGUUUUAUUAAGUUUAGUUAUGUGGAUCAGCAAUAGUCACCAGUUUUGUUACAAAAUACUGUUUAAUAACAUUCCUGAAGGUACCAAAGAAACUUUAAGAAAAACAGCCACUGGACAUCAGUUUUACAUUCGUAGAAACCAGUUACUUUACCUUCAAGAUUCUCUUCAUAAGGAUGGUUCAGUUUCUCUCAGAUCUGGAAAUAUUAUAUCUUCAAUUGUGUUAGACCUUUGUCUUGGUUUCAUGCUUAUCUGUUUCCUUCUGAAAACGGUUAAAGUGGAUAAACUGUUAGAUGAUGCUUUAGAAGUCAUCACAGUUCUAGUAAACACAUUACAAGAAUUAAUAUUUUGGUUGAUGGGCGUCCCAGCUGGACUGAAACUGAACAGACCUUUAAAUGAUGCUCUUGGGCGCUUUUUCAUGUAUCAUAUAUAUCUAUGGAAAACAUAUAUAUCAGUACUUAAACCUGUCUUCACCUUUAUUUUGGAAUCUUUCAUUUUCAUUGGAAUUUGUGGAGUUACUUUUCAUCUCAGCCUUCUUAGUGAUUUAUUAUCAGUAGCUACUAUUCACAUCUACUGUUUUUAUGGCUAUGCUACAAGGUUAUAUGGACUACAGUUUUCUGGAUUAUCGGCUCUGUGGAGAUUGUUUCGAGGAAAGAAGUGGAAUCCACUACGUAAUCGUGUAGACUCUCAUGAGUAUAGUCACCGAGAACUAUUUAUAGGAACAAUGUUGUUCACAGUGCUGCUUUUUUUACUACCUACCACAUUGGUCUACUAUUGUGUGUUUUCAGUUCUUCGAAUCAUUGUUUUGAUUGCAGAAAGUCUUAUCAAGUGGAUGGUCAAAGCUUUAAAUCUAAUGCCUUUGUAUGUUGUCAUUUUAAGAAUUUUUAAGUCUGAUCGUGUUGCUGGGGAAGUUUUCUUUACCAUUUGCCACCAUUCCAGUAAUAAGAGAAACAUGACUUUAAAAAUGCAGUUGGUGCAAGUUCCCUAUGGUCAUCUUAUUAAACAAACUCUCCCUGUUGAAGAUGAAAACAAUAAAAGACUAAUCCCAUCUUGGACAACAUUAUUGGUAGACAUAAUUACAGGAAAGAUUAUAUACCCUUUGUAAAAUUAGUAAUGCAUUUGAAGUUUAUAGAAUAUUUAAAAAAAGUGUAAUAGAAGUAUGAAAAUUGUAUCAUAUAUCAUUACAUAAGAAAGUUUGAUACUGUAAAGAAAAUCUGUAUUUAAAACUAUUUUGAUACUUCUAUAUGGUACAAAGUUUUUAUAAAAUAAAUGCUUCUUAGAACCUAAAAUGAUAAUAAUUUAAUUGAUAUGCUGUUUUACUUAUAUAUUAUAAUGCAAAAGUUAUGGUUCUCAUAAAAAUUCAAAAUUAUGUGUUUGAAGAUUCAAAGUAUUUCAAAAUUAGAGAUACUGAGUUUCACUAAUAAUGUAUACCAAAAAUAUUAUCAUCUUCAAACUGAAAAUUGUAUGAGAUAAUUAUGUACAUUAGAAAUAUUAAUCAGUAUAAUAGGCAUUGAUUUUUUUUGAGUAAAAUAUACUAAGUUUUUGUAGACUCAGCUGCUGAAUGGGAUAUCUGUUUGCUAAUAUUUAAACACAGAUUAUGUUAAUGCAUUAAUGAAAUAUCAAAAUCAUGGAUGCUAAGUUUCUUGAGCAUGAAAGCUAAUAGGGAUAUUGACAAGAAAAUAGUACAAAUAUCCAUAGUUAUAUAUUCACUUCCUGAUUGAAUAAAAUAAGUGUAAAUAGUACAUUAUGUGUUGUUGUCAUGGUUAGUAGCCUAAAUGUACAAUUAUUAAUUAGUUUCUAGUUUAAUUUGUUACAUUAUUAUUGUUGGUGUUUUUUUAUUCUGUAAACAAACUACAUAAUACAAUUCAUACUGAAUAACAGGUAGUUUAGACAGUGUUUUACACCCUGUUAGAUGAAUAUGUGUAAAAAGCUAUAUUUAUAUAUGUAGAUAGAUAGAUAGAUAGAGUAAUAGAUAAGAAAUGAAUAUAUUGUAUGAUGUAACUUUGUUGAUAUGUGUUAGAAAGUACUGGUGUAAAUAAAUACCUGAUUUGUGGACAGUA
Messenger RNA from Limulus polyphemus (Atlantic horseshoe crab), 2977 nucleotides. RefSeq names its product phosphatidylinositol N-acetylglucosaminyltransferase subunit Q-like (gene PIG-Q). Gene Ontology annotation, cellular component: membrane; endoplasmic reticulum. The coding region runs from base 196 to 2022 and encodes 608 amino acids. Gene Ontology annotation, biological process: GPI anchor biosynthetic process. The record is from RefSeq and is a predicted model, not a curated record. NCBI's taxonomy places the organism in Eukaryota, Metazoa, Arthropoda, Merostomata, Xiphosura, Limulidae. The transcript has 9 exons.